CACCUAUAUAGUUUUAUUAUGAUCAACGAUUUUGUUGUUGUUGUAUCUAACCUCUUUUAGAAAAAUUGAAAUUUAUUUAUUUUGAUUUAAUUAAGUUAAAAAAUGGCAUCGACUAGAGAAAGACGAGCAAAUGCCGGUAAUAAAAUGGCUAAACUAUUAAAUGAAGAAGAAGAAGAUGAUUUUUAUAAAACAACUUAUGGUGGCUUUGAUGAAGUUGAACAAGAUCAUGAUUAUAUGGAAGAGGACGAAGGUGAAGAUGAAGUAGAUUCUGACUUUAGUAUAGAUGAAAAUGAUGAACCAGUUUCUGAUACAGAACAAGAAGGUCCUAAGAAAAAACGAAGAUUGAUAACAAAAGCUUAUAAAGAACCUAAAAUCGUUACAACUCAAUCGGCUACACGUUUAAAAGAGAAAAAAAUAAGACGCCAAAAACAUGAUAAAAUUCUUCUAGACAGUACUGAAAGAAAAUCUAUACGUCGUUCAACUGCUGCAAAGUCAGCAGCAACUCAAAAGCGUUUACUAGAAAGAAAUGAGGACCAAAAGAAGAAAACAAAAGUAAUAAGACAUGAAACUUGGAAGCCUACGCAAGAAGAAUUACUUGAAGAAGCAUUGCAAACAGAGCAAAUUAAUAUGAAAUCCUUAGAGAAGUACCAAAAAUUAGAAAAUGAGAAAAAAAACACAAGAGCUGUUAGAAAAGCACACAUAGGUCCAAUGAUCAGAUAUCAUUCAAUGUCGAUGCCUAUAAUGGUCAUUACUGAACCAAUGGAAAAAGAAGAUGAUAAAAUUAAUGUAGAAGAAGGAGACGAUGACAAAAAUGUAAUUGCCAGUUCUGAUAGAGUUUCUGAUGUAUCUGGCUUAGGAGAUUGCACAGUGACUGAUUGUGAUAUAGAAUUUAACUCGAAAAAUAAAUUGGAUAAUAUUAGAAAAAACAAUAUAAAUCUUCAGUGUGAAGUAACAGGAACAUUUUACGAACGAACGUUUAUUACAUUUGAAAAUGAACAAUUAUUAUUAGAAACAUUUAAAAAAACUGCCCCACAAAAGCCAGCAACAAAAGCUUUAUGUGCUAUAACAAGGCUUCCUGCAAAAUACUUAGAUCCUAUGACACAGUUGCCAUAUAAAAAUGUACAAACAUUACGCCUACUUCGUGAAGCGUACUAUCGUCAGUUAGAAGCCCGUAGCGAUGUCAAUGAUAGUUCGCUAAGUCCAGAAUUAUUACGAUGGCUCGAAUGGAGACAAAAAAAUUGUGGUACAAAUUAUAGAAGCACUAUACGCCUUGAACCAGCAAGUAUUUCUACAACUUCAUAAUAUAUUUAAUUAUUUAAUAAAUAGUAGAUAAUAGGGAAAAAAUUAAUAUUAUCACUUUUGUAGUUAAUUGUUAAUUCAGAUACUCUCGUUACAAAAUUGCUUGAUUUUUAAAUAUAAUAUCAUUAGAUUACACAGUUGUUAAUUAAAAUAAGUUGUUUAAAUAUUAGGAAUAAGUUAUACAUAGUUAAAUUUCUUUACAAAAAUUUAUUUAUUUUAGUUAUC
This is a messenger RNA of Vespa mandarinia (Asian giant hornet), 1524 nucleotides long. RefSeq names its product Vacuolar protein sorting-associated protein YL-1 (gene YL-1). Gene Ontology annotation, cellular component: nucleus. The record is from RefSeq and is a predicted model, not a curated record. Lineage: Eukaryota; Metazoa; Arthropoda; Insecta; Hymenoptera; Vespidae.